GUCACCUCUUUGUGAGCAUGAUUUGCGGGAUCUUUAUCUUCACAUAAUGGCGCAUUAUUGAUAAACAAUAGCUGGUUGAGAGCUUUGAAAAAUGCUAAAAAUUUCAUAUUUUUACAAGCCCUUACAACUUCUAUAAAAAAAGUCCUCUAAAUGGAAAAUGCUGCAACGCCAAGUAAAAUUGCAGUCAAGCUUGAAAGUCUUCCUAAAGAAGAGUUACUUAAGUUCAUCAAAAAACAAGCUCUUAAUGCCAAAGAGUUGAAGAAAAAAAUAGAUGAACUCAAUGAAGAGCUUGCAAUUGAGGCAAGCGAGAAUGCUAGACUUCAAGAAGAAAAAAAAGAUUGGUUAAAGCAUGAAAUCUCUUUAGAAUUUGAAAAAAAGAAUAAGUUUUUAAGUAAAGAUAAUGAGCUGCAACUUGCUGCUAAACUUGGUAAAGAAAUGUUAGCUGAAAACGAUGAUCUUCAUGGAGAAAUUGAAGAAAUGCAACGAGAACAUGAAGAAGUUAUACAGACUGCUGACAUAUCCCAACAGACUGAUGACAUAUCUCAACUGGACAAGAACUUUGAGGAUGAAAUAGAUAAAUUGCAAUUUGAAAAAGAAAAAAUGGCAGAGACAAUAAAAAAUUUAGAAAUAGAGUGUUCAACGCUACACAAAGAUGCAAUGCAAUACAGAGAAGAACUAACUUUGGUUAAAAACAAAUGGAUUUCUGAAAAAGAAGCCCAAGACUUGAAAGAAACAAUAAAAAAUUUAGAAAAAGAACUUGCUGCAAGUAUAUCAAACUCUAAGAUGCAGCAGUUAAAGACAAAAUAUGAUGAUUUAGAGAACACUAAUGUACAGAAUAAAGAGCUUAAAAAGAAAUUAAGCGAUGAAAACAAAGUAAAGUCUGAACACAUACUUGCAAUGGAUGCAGAAAUGAAAAAUCUUCGAAAAGAAAUUGCAGUAUUCCAAAAGGAGCAACUAAACCACAAUAAUGAAAUAGAAAAAGUACUUAAAGAAAAUGCUUUGCUAAAAGAAUCAAUGAAGCUGAGUUUAACAAAAAUUGAAGAGUUUGAUGGAGAAGUGCAGAAAUUAAAACUAGAAAAAGAAAAGCUAUCUAAAUCAAUAAAAUCUACAAAAACAAAACUUGAAAGGGCUUCGCAAAUGGAAGAAGAAUUGAAAAAACAGUUAAACAUUAUAGUUGGUGAACGGGAUGAGUUAUUAAAAAAACAACAAAAGCUUGUCCAAAAGUUGAAAGCUAAAGUAAAGUCAACAACAGAAGAUGAAUUAUACAAAGAACAACUUAAAGAUUUCAGUAAACAAAUUGAAGAACUGACAAAAGAAAAUGUUGCUUUUAAGUUAUCAAACAGUGAUUUAAUAAAAGUUAAUGAAGACUUAUCUGAAAAGUUAAAGUCCCUUCAGUCAGAUUGUAUAAAAGUUAAUACUGAACUUGAAAAACAAUUAACAUCAAAGAACAAGCAAGAGGAAGAAAUGAAAACUUUAAAAAGCAAACAGGAUGAAGAAAUAAAAAUAUUAAAAAAGGAACAGAAGAAUGGACUCAUAAAUUUCAAUAAACUGCAAGAAAAGUUUGACGAUCUUUUGAUUGAAAGAGAGAGUUUGCAAGCUCAAGUUUCACAGCUAAGCGAUGACAUAAAAAAACAAAAGGCUUCACUUCAGACUAGAAAAAAAGAAAGAAAGCCGUCUGCUGCUUCCAAAGAAACUCAAUAUUUUAUUGUUGAUGAGGAAUCAGCUUCAACAAUUUUGAGAUUGGAAACUCGUAUUGAAGAACUUUUAUAUCAACUGCAGACACUUAAUGAAGAGAAACUAAAUCAAGAAACCCAACUAGAAGAAUUAUUUAAAUCUCAUGAUGACUUACAAAACAAGUACGACUUUGAAUGCAAAGAGCGCGAGAAAAAGGAAAAGGAUAUUGUAUGUUUGGAGGAAAGGUUAGAGCAAUACGAAAAAGAAAUAAAUAACUGUGAUGCAGAGUCUAACUUCAAGCUUCAUCAACAGAUUGUCCAGCUCACUUCUGAUGUGUCUAAUCUUCAAUCCGAGAUCAAAAAAUAUCAACAAGAGGUUUUAGUAAAAGAGGAAUAUAUUAUACAAGUUCGAAAUGAAUACGAGGCAGUGUCUAAAAAGCAAGCUGAGAUCCUUAACCAAUCAGUCUCUCGUAAAGAGAUGGAUAGAGUUGUUGAAAAUUUUCAUCAACUUGAUGUUGAGUUGAUGACAGCUAAGUGUAAUUUAGAAACUUCUCUGCAAGAAAAUAAUUCUUUAUGUUUGCAACUUCAAGAAUUAGACAAAGGUUUUUCUGCUAUGAAAAAAGAGUAUGAAAUUAGUUCAAAUGAAGUCCAAAGUUUAAAAUUAAGACUUUCAGAAUUAGUUGAAGAAAAAUUAGUGUUAAUAAAAAAUUAUGAACUUUUAAAAAAAAAAAUUGAACAUCACAGAGUACACAAUAAAAUAUCUGAUAUUGAAUCUUUUUCUCAAGAAAACACAGAGUUGUUAAUAACAAAGAGUACUUUUGAAAACCAUGCAAUAGAAAGCACGCAAGAACAUCUUAUAGAAAGCACGCAAGAGCCUCUUCUAGAAAGCACGCAAGAGCCUCUUCUAGAAAGCACGCAAGUGCCUCUUAUAGAAAGCACGCAAGAGCCUCUUAUAGAAAGCACGCAAGAGCAUCAAGUUUUUAAUGAUCAAACUGAAUUAAAAGAGAUUUCUGAGGAAGAUUUACAAAAACAAACAAGUGUAAUAAAUACCCUUCAACAUGAGAUAGAUUUAAUUUCAGGAAAGUAUGAUCAGCUAAAUAAUGAUUAUAUUCAAUUGAAAAAAGAAAACAAUGAACUCCAAACCAAUUAUACAGAAAUACAAAAUAUGCACCAAGAUAUCCAACUUAAAAACCAUGAGCUUCUAGAUCCACUUUUGCAAUUUCAAAGUCUGUGCGAAAAACUGUCUUGUCCUGGUAUACUAGAAUUAGAAGCAUAUGUUGAUUCUCUAGAAGAGAAAAUUCAUCAUAUCCAAUCAUCAAACGAAGAAUCAAACAAAGGUUUAAUAAAUGAGGUAGUUGAUAAUUUACGGACUCAAUUAGAAAGACUCAAUUGUAAAAAUUUUGAACUUGAGGAAAAUAUUUCUGAAAUAAUAUUAAAAAUAAAGGAAAAGGACAAUGUUAUAUUAGAUUUGAAUUUGUCUGUUAAAUCUUUGGAGGCUGAAACCAUGCGUUUAGUAGAUGAAAAUGAAAAAUUAACAAAUAAUAUUGAAUGCUAUAAUGCUGAAUUUAAAAAAGAAAAACAGGAAAUUUUAUUAGAGAAGCAAAAAUUAAAAGAAUUGUGUGAUGAAUUAAAUUGUAGAAUAAAUGAAAACAGCAUACAUAUUGAAACAUUAGAACUUGAAGUCAACAAGUAUCAAACCGAUUUUUCCGCUUUGACAGAAAAAUAUAAUCUAACAAUAGAAUCAUUGAACAAAACAUUAGAACAAAACGAUUUUCUUUCUAAGCAGUGUGAGAAUUUGACAAUGAAGUUAAAAGAAGCUGAACAGUUAAUUGAUGAAUUUAAAAUUGAAGCGGGUUCAACUCAGUUAACAGAUAAAAAAUGUAAAAAUCUAGAAGCUUCAUUAAAUCAAGUUGAAACAGAAAUUUUAGAAAAAAAUAACAUUAUAGAGGAACUAAAAUCACAACUAUGCAUUAUAAAUAAAAAACUUGAUGAGCAAACAGAGGUUCUUUCUGAAAAAGAAAGUUUGCUAUUGAAAACUGAUAACAAACUAAAUUUUUUUGAGUCUAUUAAUGCAAAGUUAGAGUCUGAAAAUCAUGAGCUCAGCGAAAAACUUAAAAGUAUUUACCAUAAAAAUGAUAGUUUGUUAAAUGAUUUAAAGACACAACAGAACAUUUCUGCAGAGCUAAAAGCAAGUUUAGAUUUGUUAAAGGAAAAUGAACUUAGUUCUGAAAUCAAAGAGAAAUUUGUUGAGGAAAUCAAAAAACUUAAGGAGGAAAACAAACUUCUUGUCGAGGAAAUCAAAAAACUUAAGGAGGAAAACAAACUUCUUUCAUCAGAAGCUAGUAAACUUAACAUCUCUUUUGUUUCCAGCGAAGAAGAAUUGCAAUCUGCAUUAAACAGAAUUGAAGAACUUGAAAACGGUGUCAAAGAAAAGCUAGAAAAUAAAGCUCAGCUUGAAAAUGUGAUUCGUGAGACCAAUGAAAAGUCAAACAAGUUUCGUAAUGCUGCUAUCAAAGCUAAGAAAGACCUUGAAGUCGCAAAAGUAGAGUUCGAGAAAGAAAAAUUACGUUUAGAGGAGUUGAUUAAAACCUUAAACAAUGAUUUGAGAGAUAUGAAAAAUGAGCUUGUUACUCAGAAGACUGAAUGCUCCAAACAUGAGGAGGAAUUCCAGCUUAUGCAAGGCGAGAUCAAACAAUUGCAGGACAAACUUGAGAAUGAAAAACAAGCAAGUGAAGAUCACCAAUCCGAGAGUAAAAAACUUAUGCUAUUAUUAAAUCAACUCACUCUAACAUCCACUGCAAAUGAAAAAGAAGUUGCUCGUCUUCAGAACUUGUUAGCAAUGUCUGAUAAAGCAAAUUAUGAUCUCACUGUUGAAAAUGAAAAAGCAAAAACUCAAACAUUAGAAUACGAGCAAUUAAUUUCUCUAAAACAAAAGAUUGUAGAUGAAAGAGACGAGGAAGUUAAUUAUUUAAAAAAAACUGUUGAAAAUCUUAAAAAGGAAUCCGAUCAAAUUAAUGUGAUGAGCCUUGAGAUGAAUGAUUACUUAAAAACAAUAGAGAGUUUAGAAGCAAAGUUAAAAGUUAAACAAGAAGAACUACUUGAACUUCAAAUUACUUAUCAAGCAUUACAAGGAGUAAAAGAAAAUCUUGCAUCUGAUUUAGACACAAUGAAAAGUGAAAAAAAAAAAAGUGACGAUCAAUGUAAAAAACUUAAAAACUUAGUAAUGAAACUAAAAACUGAGUUGAGCGAUGAACGUAAAAAGUUAGUUGAACAUGAAACUUUACAUACACAACAGAAUUUAAAAAUAGAAGAACUUAUGCAGAAUUUGGAUGAACUUAAGCUGUUGAGUGCCAAGUUUAGUGCAGAUAAAAACAUGUUGCAAGUUGAGUUUAUGACUGCUAUUGAAAACCAUGAAAAAUCUUACAAACUGCUUGAAGUAAAGCACUCUCGAUUAAACAAUGACAUUAUUUCGUUGCAACACAAAUAUGAUGAAUUACAACAAGAAUAUGAGAGCUACAAAGUUCGAGCACAUAAUGUUCUUAAACAGCAAAAGAAUAAACAAAAUGAUAUUGAAAAAGAGAAGCAAAUGAAUGAGAGAGCUGAUAUUGAACAAAAGAUAAGUGUCUUAGAGGAAAAGUUGUUAGAAAAAGAAAAUUUAUUAAAUCGUAUUCAAAUGGAUUGUGAAAGAUUGUAUGUUGAGAAAGAUUCAUUACAAACACAGCAUCAACAAGCAGUACAGGAAAAUAGCAAAAUUGAAUCAGUUUGGAGGAAAAGGAAUGCCCAAUUAAGCGAUGAGUUGAAUGCAAAGAUCUUGAAUCAUGAAAAAGAAAUUUUAUUUUUAAAAGAAGCAAAUGAAUCUGUGUUGAAUUCACUGAAAGAGGAAAUCUUCUUCAAAUCAAAUGAAUUAGAGAAAUACAUGAAAGAAAUUGAUUCUUUGAAAGAACAAAUAAAACAGUCUCAAGUUUUAAAACUUGACCAGGCCCCACCAUUGAAAAGAAAAGAAUCUGAUACCAAAAGUGAAUUAGUUUCUUUAGACUUUCCUAAAUCUGUUCUUGAGAGACAAGAAGGCGAGGGAAUGGAUUCACAAGAGCUUGAAAUGAUAACUCUAAAGGGUUCGUUUCCACAAAGUCCGAUCUCACCCCUAAGCAGUCAUUUGUUGGAAAAUAUUUUAUCUUCUGAAGUCACAGUCACUCCACCUACCAGUCCAGGUGGACUAAGAGAAGAAAUUUUAUCUCUAAGAACAUUAAUGAAUAGUCAAAUAAAAAAAAAUGAACAUGUUACCGUGCUAUUAAGAGAGAGUGAGGCUAAUUCCUCAAGAUUGGAUGAUCAAGUUAAGCUUCUGAAAGAUGAAAUACGAAGGUUAGAAAGAAAUGUUGAAAGAGAGCAAGCAUUGUCUAACUUGGAGUACUUAAAAAACGUCAUCAUAAAAUUUUUAAAGGUUGGCUCAAUGGAGCGAGAACAGUUAAUACCAGUGUUAUGUACAAUGCUUAAAUUAAGUAACGAAGAAAAGCAGUUUUUGUUAGAAUAUGCAAAAGGUGCUGAAAGUGAUUCUGGUGGUCAGGGAAACACUUGGACAAAUUAUAUGUAUCGAUGGGCAGGAGUUUCGUAAUUUAGACAAAAUCUUUAAACGCACGAGUGCUCUCUCUUACAACAAUACUUUUUCGUAUUUCAUUUUCCGUUCAACUUUCUAUAUAUUACAUUUUAAAAAUACAUCACCAGAAUUUUUUUAAAAACCAAAAAUGAUAUAUUGUGAUUUUUUUCAUAGAGUGUAUUUAAUGUUUUUAAUCGUUCACCUUGAAUCUCAUUCAUUAUUCGUCAAUUUUUUAAUUUAUUUAUUCUUAUUAAAAUCAUUUUGAAGAAUAUAUUCAUUCUAUAUA
This is a messenger RNA of Hydra vulgaris (swiftwater hydra), 6550 nucleotides long. RefSeq names its product GRIP and coiled-coil domain-containing protein 2. NCBI's taxonomy places the organism in Eukaryota, Metazoa, Cnidaria, Hydrozoa, Anthoathecata, Hydridae. The record is from RefSeq and is a predicted model, not a curated record.